Entrophospora sp. SA101 is the source of this 564-nucleotide messenger RNA. NCBI's taxonomy places the organism in Eukaryota, Fungi, Glomeromycota, Glomeromycetes, Entrophosporales, Entrophosporaceae. The record is from the annotation of a GenBank genome assembly.
AUGCAUUAUGCAAUUUUGCCCAUCCCUAUUCGGGAUAUGUCAAAAUUACCAAAUUUGGGUUAUGCACCUUUGAAUUCAGAUUUUGAUAAUUUCUAUAUAAGAUUAAAAUUGCAAAUCAAUGAUUGUUUUAAUUGUCCUGUCACUGGUGUACCUGAUUGUUUAAAUCUAAGUAGUUAUAAUUAUUUGGAAUUUGCUCAGAAUGAAGGUCCAUGCGCUGAUGCUGUUGAACAGACAGUUAGAAAAUAUGGUAUUUCAUCUUGUAGCUCAAGAAUUGAAGUUGGUACAUUGGAUCUUCAUUUACAAGUGGAAUUACUGAUUGCCAGAUUUGUUGGUAAGCCUGCUGCUAUGGUUGUUUCAAUGGGUUAUGCUACUAAUAGCACCACUUUUCCUGCUUUGGUUUCAAAAGGUUGUCUAAUCAUAUCUGAUGAACUUAAUCAUAGUUCAAUUGUGUUUGGUAGUUGUCUAUCUGGUGCUUUCAUCAGAGUUUUCAAACAUAAUAGCAUGGAAGAUUUGGAAAAGUCAUUGAAAGAAUGUAUUAGUCAAGGACAACCAAGAACCCAUUGA